This is a messenger RNA of Mirounga angustirostris (Northern elephant seal), 14307 nucleotides long. RefSeq lists its product as uncharacterized. Gene Ontology annotation, biological process: signal transduction; regulation of Rho protein signal transduction. The transcript is spliced from 69 exons. Gene Ontology annotation, molecular function: GTPase activator activity. The record is from RefSeq and is a predicted model, not a curated record. Lineage: Eukaryota; Metazoa; Chordata; Mammalia; Carnivora; Phocidae. Bases 1 to 9936 code for a protein of 3311 amino acids.
AUGAGUAACUUCAGCACCAGCUUCGUGAAAGGCUACUCAGGUUCGAAGAGCUCUUCUGUUGAGGUGGAUGCCUGCAGCAAAAGCACUACAUCAUCUGAGGGUGCCGCCCAUACCCUGCUUAUCCACGGCCCCGUCGAGCUCAAGAGCGGCUGGAGGAGGCAGAAGCGGCACCUCUUCUUAUUCAGCGAUUUCUUGCUGGUGUCCAAUACCAAGUAUAAGAAAAAACUUAAGAUAAAAAAGAAAAUACCACUGAACACCAUAUGGACUGCCAACUGUAUGGACAGAGUGGAGGAUGCCAACAUCUGUGCUGGGAGGUCCUUUAUCCUGGGCUGGCCCACGGUGACCUUUGUGGCCACCUUCGGUUCUUCGGAACAAAAGGAAAAAUGGCAUUCUUUCCUUCAAAGGUAUAUCAGUCUGGCCAAAGAGAAGGACCAGCCCAAAAGCAUUCCUCUCAGAAUCUUCACUGAGGACAUCAAGAACUGUGCCUGUUCUGUAACUGUAACAGUAACAAAUUCAGACACAGUGAAUGACAUUAUCAACAUGUCACUACCAAUGCUAGGAAUAACUGGCUCUGAGAAAGACUACCAGCUGUGGGUGAGUGCUGGCAAGGAAGCGUCCCCACACCCACUCACUGGACAUAAACAUCCCUAUGGAAUUAAAAUGAGCCAUCUUCCAUCUACCACACUGCUGCCGCAGACACCAGAGGACUCCAUCUCUCCUUCCACCCUCCAGGAGUCCCUCCUUCUGGAGCAGGGGUUCGCAGAGAUGCAAGGCCAGUUCAUCCUGAAGCCCAGGCACCCAACGCAGAAUGAGCAAGGGAGAGAUUACGGGCAGAAGACACUUAAAAGCCGUUUUUUCAGAGACUGGGCCUGUUGUCUGGGCUCCAGCACUAGCCAGCACAGCCAGUGCACAACCCCACCUUCUUCAAAGCCAGGACAGCUCUUUGGAGUUUCCCUCAUGGAUGUGUGUGAUAAAGACAACCUGCCGUUGCCAAUUCUGGAUAUGCUUUCCUUUAUUAAUCAAAAAGGGCCACUCACAGAAUGCAUCUUCAGCAAAUCACCCAAUAUAAAAUCAACUAGGGUCAUAAAGGAGAAACUAAAUUCUGGGGUCAAAGUGGACCUGUACAGCGAAUCUGUUCAUGUGGUCGCAUCCGUCUUAAAGGAUUUCCUAAGAAAUAUCCCAGGAAGUAUAUUUUUGUUCAAUCUCUAUGACAAAUGGCUCGGUGUUAUUGAUCAAGGGAACGAAGAGGAGAAGAUGACUGCAGCGCGGAGGCUUUUAGCCCAGCUGCCAAGAGCAAAUGUUGUUCUCUUGCGAUACCUUUUUGGAGUGCUAUACAACAUCGAGCAACAUUCCUCAUCCAAUCAGAUGACAGCUUAUAAUUUAUCCGUUUGUAUAGCCCCAAGCGUUCUUUACCCACCUGAUUCCGACAGCUUGGAAUUGGAAGACAACUUGAUAAAAAAGAUUUCUCUUGUACAAUUUCUCAUUGAAAAUUGCCUUAAAAUAUUUGGAGAAGACAUCACUUCCCUCUUGGGAGAGAACUCAAUGAGUCGUGGUAACAGCGAGCAGGCUGCAGACUCCAGCCUGAAGACUGUGAAAACCCGUUCUUUCAGAGACAGGGUGUUUUGUCGGGGUUCCAGCACUUCCCAGCACAACCAGUGCACAGCCCCACCUUCCGCAAAGCCAGGACAGCUCUUUGGAGUUUCCCUCAUGGAUGUGUGUGAUAAAGACAACUUGUCCUUCCCAAUUCUGGGUAUGCUUUCCUUUAUUAAUCAGAAAGGGCCACUCACAGAAGGCGUCUUCAGAAACUCAGCCAAUAUAAAAUCCCGCAGAGUCCUAACGGAGAAACAAAAUUCUGGGGUCAAAGUGAACCCGUACAGGGAAUCUAUUCAUGUGUUCGCAUCCGUCUUAAAGGAUUUUCUUAGAAAUAUCCAUGGAAGUAUAUUUUUAUCUGAUCUCUAUGACAAAUGGCUCGGUGUUAUUGAUCAAGGCAACGAAGAGGAGAAGAUAACUGCAGCCCAGAGGCUUUUACCCCAGCUGCCAAGAGGAAAUGUUGUUCUCUUGCGAUACCUUUUUGGAGUGUUAUACAACAUUGAGCAACCUCCCUCAUCCACUCAGAUGACAGCUUAUAAUUUAUCAGUGUUUAUAACCCUAAGCGUUCUUUACGCACCUGAUUCUGGCACCUUAGAAUUGGAAGACAACUUGAUAAAACAGAUUUCUCUUGUACAAUUUCUCCUUGAAAAUUGCCUCAGGAUAUUUGGAGAAGACAUCACUUCCCUCUUGGGAGAGAACUCAAUGAGUCGUGGUAACAGCGAGAAGGCUGCAGACUCCGGCAAGAAAACUGUGACAAGCCGUUCUUUCAGAGACAGGGCCUUUUGGUGGGGCUCCAGCACUUGCCAGCAGAACCAGUGCACAACCCCACAUUCUGCAAAGCCAGGACAGCUCUUUGGAGUUUCCCUCAUGGUUGUGUGUUAUAAAGACAACCUGGCCUUCCCAAUUCUGGGUAUGCUUUCCUUUAUUAAUCAAAAAGAGCCACUCACAGACGGCGUCUUCAGAAACUCAGCCAAUAUAAAAUCCUGCCAUGUCCUAAAGGAGAAACUAAAUUCUGGGGUCAAAGUGAACCCGUACAGCGAAUCUGUUCAUGUGGUUGCAUCCGUCUUAAAGGAUUUUCGUAGAAAUAUCCAAGGAAGUAUAUUUUUAUCUGACCUCUAUGACAAAUGGCUCGGUGUUAUUGAUCAAGGCAACAAAGAGGAGAAUAUAACUGCAGCCCAGAGGCUUUUAGCCCAGCUGCCAAGAGCAAAUGUUGUUCUCUCGCGAUACCUUUUUGGAGUGCUAUACAACAUUGAGCAACAUUCCUCAUCCAAUCAGAUGACAGCUUAUAAUGUAACCGUUUGUACAGCCCCAAGCGUUCUUUACCCACCUGAUUCCGGCAGCUUGGAAUUGGAAGACAACUUGAUAAAAAAGAUUUGUCUUGUACAGUUUCUCAUUCAAAAUUGCCUCAGGAUAUUUGGAGAAGUCAUCACUUCCCUCUUGGGAGAGAACUCAAUGAGUCAUGAUUACGGGAAGAAGACUGUGAAAAGCCGUUAUUUCAGAGCCAGGGCCUUUUGGUGGGGCACCAGAACUUUCCAGCACAACCAGUGCACAUCCCCACCUUCCGCAAAGCCAGGACAGCUCUUUGGAGUUUCCCUCAUGGAUAUGUGUUAUAAAGACAAGCUGCCCUUUCCAAUUCUGGAUAUGCUUUCCUUUAUUAAUCAAAAAGGGCCACUCACAGAAGGCGUCUUCAGCAAAUCAGUCAAUAUAAAAUCCUGCAGAGUCCUAAAGAAAAAACUAAAUUCUGGGGUCAAACUGAACGCGUACAGCGAAUCUGUUCAUGUGGUCGCAUCCGUCUUAAAGGACUUUCUUGAAAAUAUCCCGGGAAGUAUAUUUUUAUCUGAUCUCUAUGACGAAUGGCUCGGUGUUAUUGAUGAAGGCAACAAAGAGGCGAUGAUAACUGCAGCCCAGAGGCUUUUAGCCCAGCUGCCAAGAGCAAAUGUUGUUCUCUUGCGAUACCUUUUUGGAGUGCUAUACAACAUCGAGCAACAUUCCUCAUCCAAUCAGAUGACAGCUUAUAAUUUAUCUGUUUGUAUAGCCCCAAGCGUUCUUUACCCACCUGAUUCCGACAGCUUGGAAUUGGAAGACAACUUGAUAAAAAAGAUUUGUCUUGUACAAUUUCUCAUUGAAAAUUGCCUCAGGAUAUUUGGAGAAGACAUCACUUCCCUCUUGGGUGAGAACUCAAUGAGUCAUGGUAACAGCGAGAAGGCCGCAGAUUACGGGAAGAAGACUGUGAAAAGCCGUUAUUUCAGAGCCAGGGCCUUUUGGUGGGGCACCAGAACUUUCCAGCACAAUCAGUGCACAUCCCCACCUUCCGCAAAGCCAGGACAGCUCUUUGGAGUUUCCCUCAUGGAUAUGUGUUAUAAAGACAAGCUGCCCUUUCCAAUUCUGGAUAUGCUUUCCUUUAUUAAUCAAAAAGGGCCACUCACAGAAGGCGUCUUCCGCAAAUCAGUCAAUAUAAAAUCCUGCAGAGUCCUAAAGAAAAAACUAAAUUCUGGGGUCAAACUGAACCCGUAUAGCGAAUCUGUUCAUGUGGUCGCAUCCGUCUUAAAGGACUUUCUUGAAAAUAUCCCGGGAAGUAUAUUUUUAUCUGAUCUCUAUGACGAAUGGCUCGGUGUUAUUGAUGAAGGCAACAAAGAGGCGAUGAUAACUGCAGCCCAGAGGCUUUUAGCCCAGCUGCCAAGAGCAAAUGUUGUUCUCUUGCGAUACCUUUUUGGAGUGCUAUACAACAUUGAGCAACAUUCCUCAUCCAAUCAGAUGAAAGCUUAUAAUUUAUCCGUUUGUAUAGCCCCAAGUGUUCUUUACCCACCUGAUUCCGACAGCUUGGAAUUGGAAGACAACUUGAUAAAAAAGAUUUGUCUUGUACAAUUUCUCAUUGAAAAUUGCCUCAGGAUAUUUGGAGAAGACAUCACUUCCCUCUUGGGUGAGAACUCAAUGAGUCAUGGCAACAGCGAGAAGGCCGCAGAUUACGGGAAGAAGACUGUGAAAAGCCGUUAUUUCAGAGCCAGGGCCUUUUGGUGGGGCACCAGAACUUUCCAGCACAACCAGUGCACAUCCCCACCUUCCGCAAAGCCAGGACAGCUCUUUGGAGUUUCCCUCAUGGAUAUGUGUUAUAAAGACAAGCUGCCCUUUCCAAUUCUGGAUAUGCUUUCCUUUAUUAAUCAAAAAGGGCCACUCACAGAAGGCGUCUUCAGCAAAUCAGUCAAUAUAAAAUCCUGCAGAGUCCUAAAGAAAAAACUAAAUUCUGGGGUCAAACUGAACGCGUACAGCGAAUCUGUUCAUGUGGUCGCAUCCGUCUUAAAGGACUUUCUUGAAAAUAUCCCGGGAAGUAUAUUUUUAUCUGAUCUCUAUGACGAAUGGCUCGGUGUUAUUGAUGAAGGCAACAAAGAGGCGAUGAUAACUGCAGCCCAGAGGCUUUUAGCCCAGCUGCCAAGAGCAAAUGUUGUUCUCUUGCGAUACCUUUUUGGAGUGCUAUACAACAUCGAGCAACAUUCCUCAUCCAAUCAGAUGACAGCUUAUAAUUUAUCUGUUUGUAUAGCCCCAAGCGUUCUUUACCCACCUGAUUCCGACAGCUUGGAAUUGGAAGACAACUUGAUAAAAAAGAUUUGUCUUGUACAAUUUCUCAUUGAAAAUUGCCUCAGGAUAUUUGGAGAAGACAUCACUUCCCUCUUGGGUGAGAACUCAAUGAGUCAUGGUAACAGCGAGAAGGCCGCAGAUUACGGGAAGAAGACUGUGAAAAGCCGUUAUUUCAGAGCCAGGGCCUUUUGGUGGGGCACCAGAACUUUCCAGCACAAUCAGUGCACAUCCCCACCUUCCACAAAGCCAGGACAGCUCUUUGGAGUUUCCCUCAUGGAUAUGUGUUAUAAAGACAAGCUGCCCUUUCCAAUUCUGGAUAUGCUUUCCUUUAUUAAUCAAAAAGGGCCACUCACAGAAGGCGUCUUCAGCAAAUCAGUCAAUAUAAAAUCCUGCAGAGUCCUAAAGAAAAAACUAAAUUCUGGGGUCAAACUGAACCCGUAUAGCGAAUCUGUUCAUGUGGUCGCAUCCGUCUUAAAGGACUUUCUUGAAAAUAUCCCGGGAAGUAUAUUUUUAUCUGAUCUCUAUGACGAAUGGCUCGGUGUUAUUGAUGAAGGCAACAAAGAGGCGAUGAUAACUGCAGCCCAGAGGCUUUUAGCCCAGCUGCCAAGAGCAAAUGUUGUUCUCUUGCGAUACCUUUUUGGAGUGCUAUACAACAUUGAGCAACAUUCCUCAUCCAAUCAGAUGAAAGCUUAUAAUUUAUCCGUUUGUAUAGCCCCAAGUGUUCUUUACCCACCUGAUUCCGACAGCUUGGAAUUGGAAGACAACUUGAUAAAAAAGAUUUGUCUUGUACAAUUUCUCAUUGAAAAUUGCCUCAGGAUAUUUGGAGAAGACAUCACUUCCCUCUUGGGUGAGAACUCAAUGAGUCAUGGCAACAGCGAGAAGGCCGCAGAUUACGGGCAGAAGACUGUGACACGCCAUUAUUUCAGAGCCAGGGCCUUUUGGUGGGGCUCCAGAACUUACCAGCACAACCAGUGCACAGCCCCACCUUCCGCAAAGCCAGCACAGCUCUUUGGAGUUUCCCUCAUGGAUAUGUGUGAUAAAGACAAGCUGCCCUUUCCAAUUCUGGAUAUGCUUUCCUUUAUUAAUCAAAAAGGGCCACUCACAGAAGGCGUCUUCAGCAAAUCAGUCAAUAUAAAAUCCUGCAGAGUCCUAAAGAAAAAACUAAAUUCUGGGGUCAAACUGAACCCGUACAGCGAAUCUGUUCAUGUGGUCGCAUCCGUCUUAAAGGACUUUCUUGAAAAUAUCCCGGGAAGUAUAUUUUUAUCUGAUCUCUAUGAUGAAUGGCUCGGUGUUAUUGAUGAAGGCAACAAAGAGGCGAUGAUAACUGCAGCCCAGAGGCUUUUAGCCCAGCUGCCAAGAGCAAAUGUUGUUCUCUUGCGAUACCUUUUUGGAGUGCUAUACAACAUUGAGCAACAUUCCUCAUCCAAUCAGAUGAAAGCUUAUAAUUUAUCCGUUUGUAUAGCCCCAAGCGUUCUUUACCCACCUUAUUCCGGCAGCUUGGAAUUGGAAGACAACUUGAUAAAAAAGAUUUGUCUUGUACAAUUUCUCAUUGAAAAUUGCCUCAGGAUAUUUGGAGAAGACAUCACUUCCCUCUUGGGCGAGAACUCAAUGAGUCUUGGUAACAGCGAGAAGGCUGCAGAUUACAGGCAGAAGACUGUGAUACGCCGUUCUUUCAGAGCCAGGGCCUUUUGUCGGGGUUGCCGCACUUGCCAGCAGAACCAGUGCACAGCCCCACCUUCCGCAAAGCCAGGACAGCUCUUUGGAGUUUCCCUCAUGGAUAUGUGUUAUAAAGACAAGCUGCCCUUCCCAAUUCUCGAUAUGCUUUCCUUUAUUAAUCAAAAAGGGCCUCUCACAGAAGGCAUAUUCAGCAAAUCAGGCAAUAUAAAAUCCUGCAUGGUCCUAAAGGAGAAACUAAAUUCAGGGGUCAAGGUGAACCCAUACAGCGAAUCUGUUCAUGUGGUCACAUGCGUCUUAAAGGACUUUCUUGAAAAUAUCCCGGGAAGUAUAUUUUUAUCUGAUCUCUAUGACAAAUGGCUUGGUGUUACUGAUCAAGGCAACAAAGAGGCGAUGAUAACUGCAGCCCGGAGGCUUUUAGCCCAGCUGCCAAGAGCAAAUGUUGUUCUCUUGCGAUACCUUUUUGGAGUGCUAUACAACAUUGAGCAACAUUCCUCAUCCAAUCAGAUGACAGCUUAUAAUUUAUCCGUUUGUAUAGCCCCAAGCAUUCUUUACCCACCUGAUUCCAACAGCUUGGAAUUGGAAGACAGCUUGAUAAAAAAGAUUUGUCUUGUACACUUUCUCAUUGAAAAUUGCCUCAGGAUAUUUGGAAAAGACAUCACUUCCCUCUUGGGCGAGAACUCAAUGAGUCGUGGUAAAAGCGAGAAGGCUGCAGACUCCGAUUGCAAGACUGUGACAAGCCGUUCUUUCAGAGACAGGGCCUUUUGGUGGGGCUUCAGCACUUGCCAGCACAACCGGUGCACAGCCCCACCUUCCGCAAAGCCAGGACAGCUCUUUGGAGUUUCCCUCAUGGAUGUGUGUGAUAAAGACCACCUGCCCUUCCCAAUUCUGGUUAUGCUUUCCUUUAUUAAUCAAAAAGGGCCCCUCACAGAAGGCAUAUUCAGAAACUCAGCCAAUAUAAAAUCCUGCCAUGUCCUAAAGGAGAAACUAAAUUCUGGGGUCAAAGUGAACCCGUACAGCGAAUCUGUUCAUGUGGUCGCAUCCGUCUUAAAGGAUUUUCUUAGAAAUAUCAAAGGAAGCAUAUUUUUAUCUGAUCUCUAUGACAAAUGGCUCGGUGUUAUUGAUCAAGGCAACAAAGAGGAGAAGAUAACUGCAGCCCAGAGGCUUUUAGCCCAGCUGCCAAGAGCAAAUGUUGUUCUCUUGCGAUACCUUUUUGGAGUGCUAUACAACAUUGAGCAACAUUCCUCAUCCAAUCAGAUGACAGCUUAUAAUUUAUCCGUUUGUAUAGCCCCAAGCGUUCUUUACCCACCUGAUUCCAACAGCUUGCAAUUGGAAGACAACUUGAUAAAAAAGAUUUGUCUUGUACAAUUUCUUAUUGAAAAUUGCCUCAGAAUAUUUGGAGAAGACAUCACUUCCCUCUUGGGAGAGAACUCAAUGAGUCGUGGUAACAGCGAGAAGGCUGCAGAUUACGGCCAGAAGACUGUGACACACCGUUCUUUCAGAGCCAGGGCCUUUUGUCGGGGUUGCAGCACUUGCCAGCACUACCAGUGCAUAGCCCCACCUUCCGCAAAGCCAGGGCAGCUCUUUGGAGUUUCCCUCAUGGAUAUGUGUUAUAAAGACAAGCUACCCUUCCCAAUUCUGGAUAUGCUUUCCUUUAUUAAUCAAAAAGGGCCACUCACAGAAGGCGUCUUCAGCAAAUCAGCCAAUAUAAAAUCCUGCUAUGUCCUAAAGGAGAAACUAAAUUCUGGAGUCAAACUGAACCCGAACAGCGAAUCUGUUCAUGUGGUCGCAUCCGUCUUUAAGGAUUUUCUUAGAAAUAUCAAAGGAAGCAUAUUUUUAUCUGAUCUCUAUGACAAAUGGCUCGGUGUUAUUGAUCAAGGCAACAAAGAGGAGAAGAUAACUGCAGCCCAGAGGCUUUUAGCCCAGCUGCCAAGAGCAAAUGUUGUUCUCUUGCGAUACCUUUUUGGAGUGCUAUACAACAUCGAGCAACAUUCCUCAUCCAAUCAGAUGACAGCUUAUAAUUUAUCCAUUUGUAUAGCCCCAAGCGUUCUUUACCCACCUGAUUCCGACAGCAUGGAAUUGGAAGACAACUUGAUAAAAAAGAUUUGUCUUGUACAAUUUCUCAUUGAAAAUUGCCUCAGGAUAUUUGGAGAAGACAUCACUUCCCUCUUGGGCGAGAACUCAAUGAGUCGUGGUAACAGCGAGAAGGCUGCAGACUCCAGCCGGAAGACUGUGACAAGCCAUUCUUUCAGUGACAGGGCCUUUUGGUGGGGCUCCAGAACUUGCCAGCACAACCAGUGCACAGCCCCACCUUCCGCAAAGCCAGGACAGCUCUUUGGAGUUUCCCUCAUGGAUGUGUGUGAUAAAGACAACUUGCCCUUUCCAAUUCUGGAUAUGCUUUCCUUUAUUAAUCAAAAAGGGCCACUCACAGAAGGCGUCUUCAGCAAAUCAGCCAAUAUAAAAUCAUGCAGAGUCCUAAAGGAAAAACUAAAUUCUGGGGUCAAAGUGAACCCGUACAGCGAAUCUGUUCAUGUGGUCGCAUCCGUCUUCAAGAACUUUCUUAGAAAUAUCCAAGGAAGUAUAUUUUUGUCUGAUCUCUAUGACAAAUGGCUCGGUGUUAUUGAUCAAGGCAACAAAGAGGAGAAGAUAACUGCAGCCCAGAGGCUUUUAGCCCAGCUGCCAAGAGCAAAUGUUGUUCUCUUGCGAUACCUUUUUGGAGUGCUAUACAACAUCGAGCAACAUUCCUCAUCCAAUCAGAUGACAGCUUAUAAUUUAUCCGUUUGUAUAGCCCCAAGCGUUCUUUACCCACCUGAUUCCGACAGCAUGGAAUUGGAAGACAACUUGAUAAAAAAGAUUUGUCUUGUACAAUUUCUCAUUGAAAAUUGCCUCAGGAUAUUUGGAGAAGACAUCACUUCCCUCUUCGGGGAGAACUCAAUGAGUCGUGGUAACAGCGAGAAGGCUGCAGUAGUGUCAGGAAAUCCACCUCUUGAAUCCAAGCCAGUGAGAGUGAGAGUGAUUUACAAAAAGGCACAACUGCAGAAUGAUACGAAGACCCCAUCUGGCAUGGUUCCACCCAGCUACCUGUCUACAGUUUUCUAAGUCACUGAAGGCUACCAUCCCCAUAAUGACACUUGACUCUUCCGUUUUCUUUAGUUCCUAUAAAAUAGAAAAUAAAAUGAACUGUUUUUCCAAUGAAUGAAAAAUGAGCCCCUUCCAAGGAACUUGCUCAUCCCAUUUGAAUUUUUCUUGCCUCAUCUCAUAUUAUCCAUAUUGAGGAAAUCUUCCCACAAAGUAUCUCCUCUGUCUUUGAUACCUACCAUCUCAUAUUAUGUACUUUGUUGCAUUUAAGUGUAUUGCAUAUUUUUAUACUGAUGCAAUAAAAAUAAUUCCAUCACUCAGUGGGUUAGACAACCAUUUUACUUGUUUAUGAUUCAUAUCAACACUUCAGUGGAGGCUCAUCUGAGCAGUUCUGGUCUCAGCUGAGGUCACUUGAGCACCUGCAGUCAGCUGGCAGCUCAUCUGGAGCUAACCUAGGAGUCUGUUUAUUGGUGUUGGCUCUCAGCUGGUCCCCAUGUCUUCAACGAGCUAGCCUGUCCUUCUGUAUGUGGUGGAGGAAGAGUUGCCAGAAGCAAGAAAGGCUUUUCAAGAGUUAAUGUGGGAGAGGACUGUGCAAAGCACCAUGCCAAAGACAGUGAUUUACAAGACAAGGAGGCAUUCAUUAUUUAUUAAGACCACACAUGAUAAUCAAAACUCAAGGCAGCACCACUACUACACAUAUCCUUUUUUUUUUUUUUUUAAAGAUUUUUUAUUUAUUUAUCUGAGAGAGAGAAUGGGAGACAGAGAGCAUGAGAGGGGGAGGAUCAGAGGGAGAAGCAGACUCCCCGCUGAGCAGGGAGUCCGAUGCCGGACUUGAUCCCGGGACUCCAGGAUCAUGGCCUGAGCCGAAGGCAGUUGCUUAACCAACUGAGCCACCCAGGCGCCCCUACACAUAUCCUUUUAUUCAUCGGCUUUUAAUCCUCAGUGGAUUAUAAUCAGCAUUUCCUAAAAGGCAUUCAAAGUGUGGUAGGAAGUAUCUUUGAAAUAAUAACUGAUUUUUUACCUCAGGUAUUCUUUGCCUCUAUCCUUGUUCCGGUCUUAAGCUGUCUUACGGACAACUAAAUCACUUCCUCAGGGAAUAGAAGCUAUAGGAGAACAUGAGGAAAAGGGAGCCCUUUGUUGCUUAUGAGUUUUAAAAAUUUAGCUUUCUAGGAAACAAAACUCACUCGUGGCAUAGAGUAGAUUUAGGUGGAAAUCUCAUGGGAAAAGCCCAAAAUCAUUAGGUACAUGGGACAUCUGCCCCUUUUCCUGGAUAGAAGCCAAAAGAAAGCAGGAAGGCCUCACAGAAUAGCGAACUGACUUGUCUAAGAAAGACGGGGCCCCUGUGGGUCCACAUAGAGUUUCUUAUACCUCAGCAUGGAACAGAUCAGUAAGAAAAGUAUUCCCAUCAAUUCCAGAAUAGUAUGGAAGAAAUACAGAGAGCCACCAGGUUUGAAAGACAUGUCUCAACAACAGUAGUACUGACCAAUUCCCCAGGACCAGAGAACAGUGAGGACAUCUCAGCAGAUGCUAGUAUACAUCAAUGACCCAAAGCAGCAGAUAAGUGCCACCUCGCCAUUUCAUAGCCUUCUAACUCCCUGGCACUAGAAGACUCCGGAACAUAGACACACUCCUGGGGGAAAUUAAGAGAUCCUGAAUUUCUACCAAUCUGGGAACAGAGAAUCAAACUAGACACCAAGCGAGCUAUUUAAAAACACAGAAUUGGACAUUUAUUACAUAUGUCAAUGUAUAGAUUGAGGUUGGUAUCAAUAUAUAUAGAAUAUAUGAUCCAAGCAGUUUUCCUAGAAAGGGUUCCCUGGUCAAAUAGGUUAGGGAAAUUCUAUAUUUUCCUUUUGAAGUCAAAUGCUCCAGUUUUUUCCACAUUUAUUUGACAUUACUUGGCCCUUUUGGAGUAACCCCAUUAAUUAAUGAUCCUGGGAACAUACAUUAAUAAACAUUGCUCUGAAUUUAUUUCUUCUUAACUCACAGAUUUUACCAUUUCACUCACCUGCUAAGAAGCCAUCAAUAGAUCUUUGAAUUUUUUUUUUUUCAGAAAAAAAUGUCCUUUUUUAGAUCCUCCACAAUGCAACCUGCUCUACUAAUCGAUUUUGUCUUCACUCUUUCCCAUUGUAGAUCCUUUGCUUUAGCUAGGUCAGAAAUGUUACUGGUCCCUGAAUAAGUCACACUCACUUUUCUAACUAUAAUUCUCACCUCUCCUUGGUCUCUACGUUUCCACCCACUAACUAGGUAGCCAUCUGGGUUCUCCACUCCCAGAAUUUCACAAAGCCUUCCUGAUCUCAAAUUAAUUGUUCUUUACAUGAGCACUUGCCCCUACUAGCCAUUGGCUCCUAUGCUGCUUUGCACCGUCGGGAAUUAUGCCAGUGUGUUCAUACAUUAUUCAGCAAAUCCAAAUUCCUGUGGUAAACAACUGUAUCUUGUGUUAGUUUUAUAUUACUUUUAAUGCCUGGCUAAAUUUCUACUCAAAAAAAUAUGAAUGAAUAUGUUCAAUUUUCGAAGGGUGUAGAGAUUUUAUACAUAUUGGUAGCAACUGCAAGUUUUUAAAACUGAAGAGGUAGAAUACAGCACAUAUGGAAUUUCAAUGGGUGGCAAUAAGACAUCAUCAGUUUGACCAAUUUUUUUAGAUAUGACUUCACAGCCUUAUUCACAAGUUCUGGGAUAUACUAUUUUUAUUCAUUAUGUAAAAAAUCUGAUAUCGGUGUGAUGCAUUUGGGAAUAAUUGCAUUUUUGUAUUAAAUUUCUUCUAAAUAUCAACAAUCCAGAAUAAAAGGGGCAAAAAAAACAUGGCUGGGCAAUGCAUCUGUGAGUUUUUAAGCCAAGGAAGAUAUUAAAAAAAAAAAAAUUGAAAAGAAGAGGAGCUAGAAAUACCAGAAGGUAAAGAAAAGCUGAAAUUGAACUUAUUUGUCAAUGGCAACUCAAGAGUUUCCUGACCUAGGAAAAUGGUUAAUAAAUGUUAGUAUUUCCUUCAGGAGACUCAAGCAUAAUGUCUCCUUGAGAAUAACAAUUUAUUUCUUAAAUUUGAGGAAAAGAUCCUAGGAACUCUGAUAAACUGUAAAAGAACUUAAUUGCCUAAUCUAGAAUGAAUAAAAGACAAUUAGACAUUCUGAUAUUGGCCUUUACCGUACCUGGGAGUAAGAUGUGUGUAGUCAUCAGUCAAUCUGCACUUAGUGAUGUAGUUAAGGUUAAACAUCUCCAGAAGUAAAAUAAAGGUACUUAGAAUGACUCUCCUAUUUUAUUCCAGAAAGAAAGCGACUCACAGGCUACCAAUAUCAGCAAAUUAAUAUCAUGGAUGGUUGGGAUUAAUUACCAUGAUAAAUUAAGUGGGAUAUAUAUAUAAUCACUCAAUGUUUAUUCCACAAAAGCAACAUGUAAGAAUUUGGUGAAUGGAAUAUAUAUUAGUACAAGAAGCCACUUCUUUUCAGAGAGCACUGAACGAUACCUUUUAUAUUUUUCUGUAAUUCUUUCUAUGCUAGCCGAAUGGGCCAGUAAUACUCUGAAGAUUUAUAGUGGAUGGUGACUCUAUUUUCCAGUUUUGUUUUGUUUUACUUACCCACAACAUAACUGGUGCUAAGAAAAAAUUGGCUUCCUUAUGGUCCUGGGCCUAAAUGUCAGUAUUAAUUUAGUUGGCUUAAUCUUUAAAAAAUGGUAUCAUUCCUUUGUCAAAUAAACAACUAGAAAACCAAACUGUCAAAGGAAAGUUAUAAUUUCCUAAAAUGGAAAAAGAGAAACUGCUUUGUAAGAAUGGGAGUUUUUCCAAAAUGUAAAAAUAUAAAACUAGUUGGGAAAGAAAAAACAAAACAACACCGUCUUCAGGAUAGUGAUUACCUCUGUGGAAGGAAAGAAUGGGAUUGAGUAAAGGGGGAAAAAAGAAACCUCAAGCACACAUAUAUUAAUUUAAUUUCUUGAAAGAUUUAAAAAUGCUAACAUUUCACCAUGUGCUUCACACUUCUUAAGAAAAUGUUAGAGGUGACUUUAUUACAUAAAUAUCCACAACAUACCCAUGUAUACACACACACACACAAUUUGUAUAUAUAAACAUACAAAACAUUGUUAAAUGAAUAAGUAAACUACAGAAAUUCUUAUCAUUCAGCAAUUUUAUCUUUUUACCAUAGGUUUUGUGAUUCCUCUGUAUGGAUGACCUGGUUCACUCCGUCUAGUAUUCCAUUAUAUGAUAAUGCAUUUAUGUGUGUACACAUCUACCUUGAUCAAACUUUCUAGAGGCUUGCCUAGUUUAUUAGCUUUCAAAGAAAUAGAUUUUAAAAAUCAUCUCCAUUAAUGUUUUUUCCUAGGUUAUUAAUUUGUGUUUUGCUUUUACCAUUCUAUUGCUUCAACUUUCUUACUGUUUUCACUUCUUCAUCUAGCUUCUUGGAUUAAAUG